AGCUCCAGAAGCAGUGCCAAGCUCAGUUGGCUAUAAUGACCUGGCUAGUGUUUCCCCUUCUACUGGUGGGUUUUCCAGGGAUUACCUUUGGUGAUCCCGACUUCCAGAACCGCAUCAUUGGAGGCUACUACGUGGACAUUGCAGAUGCCCCUUACCAGGCGGAAGUGAUUAUAGACGGCACUGCAAUUUGCAGUGGUGCCAUCAUAAAACCACAGUUUAUCCUUACGGCGGCUUCUUGUGUUUCGGAAUACUACAGCUCGGUCCAAGUGCGAGUGGACACCAAUUCCAGGGACUAUGAUGGCACGGGAACUUUGGUGGGAGUUUGCAAUAUCAUCAGCCAUCGGGGAUACAAUUACUGGCGCUUCGACAACAAUCUGGCCCUGCUGAAGCUGUGCGAACCGCUGAAGACCUCGAAAACGGUGAAACCCAUCAGUUUGGCUGAGGAACUACCGGCGGAUUACUCCUGGUGUGUGGUUUCCGGCUGGGGAUCCACCAGUUGGUGGGGCAGCUGGUGGGACAGGUGCUUUGGCAGUCUCCCGGACUAUCUGCAGAUGGUCUGGGUUAGCGUCUACAAUCGGGAGCAGUGCGCCGUGGACCGGGGAGUUUGGUUCGGUCUCUGGGAUAAUGGAAUUUCCCAACUGACCCUCUGCACCCAAUACGGCGCCGGAGGAUGUUCCUACGACACGGGAGCCCCGCUGGUGAGAAACGGAUACCUCGUGGGCAUUCUUUCCGAGGGCGGUUGCUCGAAGAAGCCAGAUGUCUACGCAAGUUUGACUUGGUUCCGGAAUUGGAUAGCGGAUAAUACGGCCGAGGACGAUACCACAACUCCGGCUAGUUCUACAAGUGUUAGUACUCCAGGUCCAACAUCUAGUUCUAUCGGUUCUAGUUCUACUAGUGUUACUCCUUCCAUUCCUGAAAGUUCUUCUAGUACCAAACUGACUCCUACAUCCACCAGUGUUACUACUAAUACACCUGGUAUUCCUUCUUCGCCUAGUCGUAUUCCUGAAACCACUUCUGGUACUAAAACAUCUUUGAGUUCUACUAUUUCCAGUUCCACAGAGACUACUCCUCCCAGUACGACUCUGUCACCGACUUCUACUCCGAAAGCUACUGCUUCCACUACUUCCAUUUCUCCUACUAACACACCUACUACUAAAGUUUCACCAACAUCUACUCCUGAAACUACUGCAGGUUCCACUGUUUCCAGUUCCACAGAGACUACUCCUCCUAGUACUAUUUCUUCACCUACGGAUACUACUAGUACGCCAAGUACUACGGCUUUACCCACUUCUUCUCCGGAAUCUACUGCUGGUACUGAAACUACUUCCAGUUCCAUUCCCACCACCAUUCCCAGUUCGCCAGACACUACUAACACACUUAGUACUACUGUUUCACCCGCCACAAGACUUCCAAUGUGUACUGGUGCUGAGGAAAAUAUUACUCCAAGGCCUGUAAUUCCAUAAAAAUUAUAUUUUGGUAUCCCAUUUUAUUCUACCUUUUGUUAAAAUAGUUUAAGGGUUUCACGCCCUACAUUUUAUUUAUAAAAUUGUAAAUAAGCUUAGGAACUCUAACCCUUAGCUCCACACAAAACUCGAACACAUUUAAAUAUAUAGCUUCUCACCCGUCUUAAGAAUACUAAAGUACUCAAGUAUUUUGAAGUACUAAUUUCAAAUGCUAUUGUUCCUUGUGUUAUGAAAAGCUAAAAAGAUUGUAGAUUACAUAGCUAAUGAAAUCGAUUUUUAUAAAAUGUUCAGGACAUCUAUAAAAAUGGUAAACAUUUGCAUUAGCACCUUUAAUUAUAACAGAACUGUGAAACUCGCCUUCAGAGUGAAGCUUAGCUCGUUUAA
This is a messenger RNA of Drosophila biarmipes, 1847 nucleotides long. Its product is annotated as transmembrane protease serine 9. Lineage: Eukaryota; Metazoa; Arthropoda; Insecta; Diptera; Drosophilidae. The record is from RefSeq and is a predicted model, not a curated record. The transcript has a single exon. Gene Ontology annotation, biological process: proteolysis. The coding region runs from base 36 to 1463 and encodes 475 amino acids. Gene Ontology annotation, molecular function: serine-type endopeptidase activity.